This is a messenger RNA of Fusarium oxysporum Fo47, 2262 nucleotides long. Its product is annotated as glycoside hydrolase superfamily. NCBI's taxonomy places the organism in Eukaryota, Fungi, Ascomycota, Sordariomycetes, Hypocreales, Nectriaceae. The transcript has 5 exons. The record is from RefSeq and is a predicted model, not a curated record. The coding region runs from base 1 to 2262 and encodes 753 amino acids. Gene Ontology annotation, biological process: glucan catabolic process. Gene Ontology annotation, molecular function: beta-glucosidase activity.
AUGUUCCCUACUUCCAUAUCUUGUUUGGUGGCCCUGUCUCUGAUGAGCCAGGGUCUGCUAGCUCAGAAGCAACCGGAAAAUGUCAUCACCGAUGAUACUUACUUCUACGGUCAAUCGCCAGCGGUAGACACCGGAUCAUGGGCCGCGGCCGUAGCCAAGGCCAAGAACCUGGUGUCCCAGUUGACGCUUGAAGAGAAAGUCAACCUGACAGCAGGAGGCCAGACAAGUACCGGCUGCUCUGGCUUCAUCCCUGGCAUUCCUCGUGUAGGCUUUCCCGGACUGUGCUUGGCAGACGCUGGCAACGGUGUCCGCAACACAGAUUAUGUGAGCUCGUUUCCUUCAGGAAUUCAUGUCGGCGCAAGCUGGAACCCGGAAUUGACUUACAGCCGGAGUUACUACAUGGGUGCUGAGGCGAAGGCCAAAGGUGUCAACAUUCUUCUUGGACCCGUGUUCGGACCUUUGGGGCGAGUUGUUGAGGGAGGUCGCAAUUGGGAGGGCUUUUCCAAUGAUCCUUACCUAGCGGACUUGCCGCGUCAAUCACAGGGGCCGACGCCAUUUCAUCCAAUGUCGAUGACAAGACCCUACAUGAGCUAUACUUAUGUCCACGCCGGACUCGCCAGUGUGAUGUGCAGCUACAACAGAGCAAACAACUCACACGCCUGCCAAAACUCGAAGCUUCUCAACGGUCUCCUCAAAGGUGAACUGGGCUUCCAGGGUUUUGUCGUUUCAGACUGGGGUGCACAACAGUCCGGUAUGGCUUCAGCAUUAGCUGGCCUGGACGUUGCGAUGCCUAGCUCGAUCCUGUGGGGUGCCAACCUUACCAUUGGUGUGAACAACGGAACUGUUCCUGAGUCACAGGUCGACAAUAUGGUUACAAGGAUUCUGGCGACAUGGUAUCAGUUGAAUCAGGACCAAGAUACUGAAGCCCCCGGUCACGGACUAGCUGCCAAUCUUUGGGACCCCCAUCCGGUAGUCGAUGCUCGGAAUGCAAGCUCUAAGCCUACUCUCUGGGAUGGUGCUGUUGAAGGCCAUGUUCUUGUCAAGAACACCGACAAUGCACUGCCAUUCAAGUCCAGCAUGAAACUCGUCUCUUUGUUCGGAUAUUCUCACAAGGCCCCAGACAAGAACACCCCAGAGCCCGCCCAAGCCAUGUUCUCCCCUUGGUCCGUCGGUGUCCAAUCCGCCAACCUCACUGAGCUGAACACCGGUUUUCUUGGAAACCUGAGCCUCACAUACUCCGCCAUUGCGCCCAACGGAACACUCAUUUCUGGUGGAGGUUCUGGUGCUAACGGAUGGAGUUCGUUCAGCUCGCCUUUCGAUGCUUUCGUUACCCGCGCAAGGAAAGAUGGCACUGCUCUUUUCUGGGAUUUUGAGAGCUGGGAUCCUUCUGUGAACCCUACUUCCGAAGCCUGCAUUGUUGCUGGUAAUGCAUGGGCCAGCGAGGGCUGGGACAGACCUGCUACUUAUGAUGCGUAUACUGAUGAGCUCAUCAACAACGUCGCCGACAAGUGCGCCAACACUAUUGUGGUUCUUCAUAACGCUGGAACGCGUCUGGUGGACGGCUUCUUUAGCCACCCCAACGUCACUGCUAUUAUCUACGCUCAUCUUCCGGGUCAGGAUAGUGGAGCUGCUCUUGUUUCAUUGCUUUAUGGCGAUGAGAACCCAUCAGGUCGUCUCCCGUACACUGUUGCCCGCAACGAGACGGACUAUGGUCACCUGCUGAAGCCAGACUUGACUCUCGCCCCCAACCAGUUCCAACACUUCCCCCAGUCCGACUUCUCUGAGGGUGUCUUCAUUGACUACCGACAUUUCGAUGCCAAGAACAUCACUCCUCGCUUCGAGUUUGGUUUCGGCUUGAGCUACACAACCUUCGAGUACGCUGAUCUCCAAGUCUCAAACUCCCAGGCCCAGACUCAGGAUUACCCAGCUGGUGCCCUCACCGAGGGAGGCCGUUCAGAUCUGUGGGAUGUGGUUGCUACUGUGACAGCAAAUGUCAGCAAUACUGGAUCUAUUGACGGCAAGGAGGUUGCACAGCUGUACGUUGGUGUUCCCGGUGAUGGUCCUGUGAGACAGCUGCGUGGCUUUACGAAGCCAGCUAUCAAGGCUGGAGAGACGGCUACAGUGACCUUUGAGCUCACCCGUCGGGACUUGAGUGUCUGGGAUGUUAGUGCGCAGGAGUGGCAACUUCAGCAGGGUGACUAUGCUAUCUUUGUCGGGCGAAGUAGUCGAGAUCUACCUCUACAAGGUAUCCUGAGUAUUUAG